AUGCGAGCCUUGCCACGCUGCGAGGGGUGCAUUUUCGACGGGCGGCUUGCAGCGCCGAGCACGAAGGAGGCAGCGAGCGUGAGACUGGACGGCAGCAUCAAGUGCAGCGAAGCGUGGAGAAGGGAGAGGCGCUGGACAGAUGGCCACUAUGCGAGGGCUCCAACUGACAUCCGAGAACAGUCGCGGGAAAAUGAUGUUCUCGUUGCCAUGGCCGCUUUGGAGUCGGUGCGGGGCUUGUCUGAGAAUCUGGGGCUCCUUGCAGAGCGCGACGUGGCGCUGGCGGAGUCGCUGGCGGCGGAAGGCCAGCAGGAGAUCUUCGCGGCCUGGGACGCGCCCGGCACCGGGGAUGCGGAGAAGCUGGACUUCUUCAAGCAGAUCCGUACCCUAGAUGGCAACUAUCCAGGAGGCUUGGGCUGCUAUCUCCGCAAUGCCCGCGGCCUGCUUCAGGCCUCGGCGGAAGGUGCCAACCCCCUGGCCGGGUGGACGCCCUCGGUGCCGCGGGACACCUUCCGGCCGGAGGUGGGCUCUGAGGAGUUCAUGGCCUACGAAGAGCUCGGCGCGUCCGAGGUGGGUGCCUGCUGCUUUGUGAUCCCGGCGGGUGGCCUUGGGGAGCGUCUGGGCUUCCACGGCGUGAAGCUGGCGCUGCCAGCAGAGCUGGUGACGCCUUCCAAGGUGCUGGAGGUUUACUGCGCCUAUCUGAGGGCCUUUCAGGACUUGGCGGAGAAAAAAAGCUCGUCUCGGAGUCGGCUGCCCUUGGUGAUCAUGGCAAGCUCGGACACCGAAGCUGGUAUACGAUCCUUGCUGGAAAGCAACAACUAUUUCGGGCUGGAGCCUGAGCAAGUGACCAUCCUGCUGCAGGAAAAGGUUGCGGCGCUGGCGCGCAGCGAUGCUCUUCUCAGCAUGGAGGGCAGAUACAAGGUUGGAACCAAACCUCACGGGCAUGGAGAUAUCCAUUUCCUUCUUCACUCCAAAGGCAUGGCAAAACGCUGGCUGGAGGAAGGGAGGAGAUGGGUCCUGUUCUUUCAAGACACCAACACUCUGUAUCUCACAACCUUCCUCUGCUCUCUGGGGGUGUCGGCCAAGCACGGGCUGCGCGCCAAUGUUGUGGCGAUGCCCCGAAAGGCGAAAGAGGCCGUGGGCUCUAUCGCUCGCUUGACGCACUCUGACGGCAAAUGCAUCGUGGCCAACGUGGAGUACAAUCAGCUGGAGCCCCUUUUGAAGGCUACAGGAGGUGAUGGAGACGUGAAUGGCCCUGAUGGAUUCUCCCCCUACCCCGGCAACACGAACGAGCUGAUCUUCAGCCUGCCCCAGUACGUCUCGGUGCUCGAAGAAACGGGCGGACAAAUGCCCGAGUUCAUCAAUCCCAAGUACACCGACGCGAGCCGGAGCACCUUCAAAAGCCCCACGCGCCUGGAAUGCAUGAUGCAAGACUUCUUGAAGCUGCUGCCGGCCGAAGAGGUGGGUGUCACCUGCUAUCCCCUGGAGUUCGGCUACUUUCCUUGCAAGAACGACAUCGCAACGGCUGCCCGGCUGGCUGCGGAGGGGACCCCACCGCAUGGCGCAGCCUCUGCAGAGGCGGCGGUGUACCACGCCUACGCGGAGCUGCUGCGCCGCGUGGGGCGGACGAGUCACGUGGCCGCGCCGACGGCGCGGCACUGGUGCGGGGGGCCGCAGCUGCUGGGCCCGGCGGUGGUGCUUUGGCCCAGCUUCGCCCCCAGCUGCGCCGAGCUGCGGAGGCGGCUCGGAGAGGUAGUGCUGGAAGAGGGCAGCACUUUGGAGGUCCGUGGCGACGUGCACCUGGGCCGCCUGACGCUAGCUGGGGCUCUGCGGGUGGUAGCAGGCGAGGGGGCGACGCUCCAUGUGCCGCAGCUGGAGGUCCGCAACCGGGGCGGCGAGUUCGUGGCCUUGACGGAGGCGGAGCAGGCGGGCGAGGCGCCGGAGGAGCUCCGAAUCCGCGGCUACAGGUAUGUGCUGCACGAGGUGGAGGAGAUCAAGGUGUCGGAGCCGGGGAUCUACACAUAUGCGGAUGGCACCCUCACGAGGAGCUGA
Messenger RNA from Effrenium voratum, 2049 nucleotides. NCBI's taxonomy places the organism in Eukaryota, Dinophyceae, Suessiales, Symbiodiniaceae. The record is from the annotation of a GenBank genome assembly.